AUGGCGCAGAUUUACAUCAGUAAAAUUCUUGACGUAGAGAGAUCCAGAGAGAAAAAGGACGCGAACCUGUCCAUUUUCAUCCAAAGGAAUCGCUCUGCUCCGCGUGUUUUGCCUGAGCAAAUCUGCUGUCGUCCGUGCGUGCAAGCGAUCCCGAGGGAGGCGAAGCACUUCGAGCUGGGGGAGGCCCGGUACUACACGGUGCUCGUGUGGUCGGCGGUGCUGUGGCAGUUCUUCUUCCUGGGCGCCGUUGGGGUCAUCUUCUGCGUGCACACGCUGCUGGCGGGCAUCCUCAUCGCGGUGUUCAUCCCGGUCACGGAGGUGGCCGCCGUCAUCUUCCUGCACGAGAAGUUCAGCAGCGAGAAGGGCGUGGCGCUGGUGCUCUCGCUCUGGGGCCUCGCGUCCUACUCCUACGGCGAGUGGAGCGAGGCCAGGGCCAAGAAGAAGACGCCCGAGGCCGCCGCGGAGGCCCAGGCCCCGUGAGAGUCGCGCGCUUGCAACUGUCGACGAUGGUGAUGAGAGACGCUCUGAUGAUCUCUUCCCGUUGUACUCUCUGUGUAUGCUGUGUGGUUUGGGGCCGUGUCGAUGGAUGGAGUCGUCGCCACCUGCAACUGUGGGAUGGUCAGCAUUUCUCAGUCCUCCAGUUGAGUUGGGUGGGUAAAUGGUAAUACUGUGCUGCAUGGUGCAUGGAGGUGCCAUACUAAUACUGCACCUUACGUCAAAUUGCUCGCGGCGAAAGGUUCGGGCGGUUGAGAUGGCUAGUCCGGUCCGGUAGCAUCGCGCUCCCAGCAGGUCCCGAGUUCGAAUCUCAUUAGAAGCGAAUUUCAGGCUGCUGGGAGAAAAAAACCCUCUCGCUGUGCUCGCCGCAAGGCUUGACCCUCUCGGGCAUGGGCCAGGGUUCGGGGGGUUUCUCUACCCGGUUAGCCGGUUAGGCUUCCUCUUAACGAAAAAACGGUGGGGUCCGUUUCACACCCCCGGGUAGAGUUUUUUUAAAAAUUGCUCGCGACA
Molecule: messenger RNA, 1005 nt
Organism: Panicum virgatum (switchgrass)
Lineage: Eukaryota; Viridiplantae; Streptophyta; Magnoliopsida; Poales; Poaceae
Product: purine permease 3-like
Exons: 2
Coding region: 1-480 (159 amino acids)
Cellular component (GO): membrane
Molecular function (GO): purine nucleoside transmembrane transporter activity
Source: RefSeq, a predicted model, not a curated record